UACGUUAGAAACAGUCUUCUUCUCUUCGAUAGAGCAGACGUUUUUUCUUCAGUUCCGUGCUACAAAAUUAUAUCUCUGGUUAUCAAAAGUGAAAGAAUCGUCUGAAUAAGAAUACAUAAUGUUUUCCCCUAUAAACAUGAUUACGACAUUUGAGCAGUAUAUAGCAGGAUACACAAUGGAUUAUUUGAGAAAGUUCCAAGUCAUAGAUAACACACCACAACAGGUUUUGUCAGGAUAUAUGGACACCUUCCUAGGUGUUACAAUGGGAGCACACUACACGAUGAGAGAAUAUAUAGAGGGUAGUGUACAUCCUGUAUUAGAAGAGAUAACAGAUGCCUCAACAUACAUGCACAGCAAUUUCGUCUUACCAGCUGCAACCUAUACUUUGGAUUCAAUGUUCGCAUUGAUUUCUAUCUCCGAACAUUACCUGGCCGACUUCAGUAAAAUACAGUUAUUCUGUAUAUUGCUUCUAUUCUUUCUCAUGUUUGGGAUGCAAAGGAGUAUCCUGCUGACAAGAAACCAUAAGAAAGAUGUGAAAGUCUACAGAAGUUUGUUGCGUCAUUCCAUGUGGGAAAAGGACACUUUAUCAGAUGAAAUGAAAGAGGUCACCAGACGCCUUAAAAGAAAUAAGGUAAAUAGAAUGCCUAAGACAAUUUCGCGUAUUGAAAAUCUAUACAAACUUAUGGAUAGAAAUUUUGACAACCAAACUAGGCUGUGGGACGAGAUUAAUUACUGGUGCCCAGUCAUCAUGGCCCAGGAAACAAAGUUGAGGAUAGCAAAUAAAGCACACGCAGACAAUGGAGAACACGGCAGAGUUGGCAAAAUCAGGGAUCUUGGGAGCCAUGUUGAUAUGAAUUUGAUGAGAAUCAAAGACACUCUAGAUGUUAUGGCAGCAGGCGUUAAGAGGGAAAUGGGGAUCACCGCCAACCUUUAUGAUAGUUAA
Messenger RNA from Mytilus trossulus (common blue mussel), 943 nucleotides. RefSeq lists its product as uncharacterized. The transcript has 6 exons. Bases 119 to 943 code for a protein of 274 amino acids. Lineage: Eukaryota; Metazoa; Mollusca; Bivalvia; Mytilida; Mytilidae. The record is from RefSeq and is a predicted model, not a curated record.